AUGUCGUUCCAUCGCUACAGACCCCGUCUCCCCGGCGGAGAGUUGGCUCCGAUGCCGUGGCCGGUGUCCUUGUACCGUGUCCUGAACCACGUCGCCUGGCCCCUGGAGGCGGAGUCGGGGCGCUGGACCGUUUUCCUGGACAGGUUGACGAUUUUUCUCGGCUUCCUGGUCUUCUGCGAGCACAAUGAGGUGGACUUUCAUUACCUGAUAGCCAAUCGGCAGGACAUGGACAACCUGCUGACGGGCUUGCCCACAUAUCUGAUCCUGGUCGAGAUGCAGAUACGCUGCUUCCAGUUGGCCUGGCACAAGGAUCGCUUCCGGGCCCUGUUGCAGCGCUUCUAUGCGGAAAUCUACGUAAGCGAGGAGAUGGAACCCCACUUGUUUGCCAGCAUUCAAAGGCAAAUGCUGGCCACACGGGUCAAUUCGACCGUCUAUCUGCUGGCCUUGUUCAAUUUCUUUCUGGUUCCGGUGACGAAUGUCAUUUACCAUCGUCGAGAAAUGCUCUACAAGCAGGUGUACCCUUUCGACAACACCCAGUUGCACUUCUUUAUUCCACUCCUGGUGCUCAACUUCUGGGUGGGCUUCAUCAUCACCAGCAUGCUGUUCGGCGAGCUAAAUAUCAUGGGCGAGCUGAUGAUGCAUUUAAAUGCUCGAUAUGUUCAGCUUGGCCAGGAUCUCCGUCGCUCAGCACAGAUGUUGCUGAAGAAAAGAAGCUCCUUAAACGUGGCCAUCGCUUACCGGUUAGUUUUGACCCACAUCCUGCGAAGAAACGCAGCUCUGAGGGAUUUUGGCCAGCGGGUGGAGAAGGAGUUCACCCUCAGAAUAUUCGUAAUGUUCGCCUUUAGCGCCGGACUGCUUUGUGCUCUGUUCUUCAAGGCAUUUACGAAUCCCUGGGGAAAUGUGACUUAUAUUGUGUGGUUCCUGGCAAAGUUUAUGGAGUUACUGGCCCUGGGAAUGCUCGGGUCAAUUCUUCUUAAAACAACAGAUGAACUGGGUAUGAUGUACUACACCGCUGACUGGGAGCAGGUGAUUCAUCAGUCGGACAACGUUGGCGAGAAUGUCAAGCUGAUGAAACUGGUGACCCUGGCCAUCCAACUGAACUCGAGACCCUUCUUCAUCACUGGCCUUAAUUAUUUUCGAGUUAGUCUCACUGCUGUGCUGAAAAUCAUUCAGGGCGCCUUUUCCUACUUCACGUUCCUAAAUUCGAUGCGAUGA
Messenger RNA from Drosophila sechellia, 1215 nucleotides. It is a transcript of the gene Or74a, whose product is annotated as Odorant receptor 74a. The record is from RefSeq and is a predicted model, not a curated record. Gene Ontology annotation, cellular component: plasma membrane. Gene Ontology annotation, biological process: detection of chemical stimulus involved in sensory perception of smell; sensory perception of smell. The transcript has 4 exons. NCBI's taxonomy places the organism in Eukaryota, Metazoa, Arthropoda, Insecta, Diptera, Drosophilidae. The coding region runs from base 1 to 1215 and encodes 404 amino acids. Gene Ontology annotation, molecular function: odorant binding; olfactory receptor activity.